CCAGUCAUCCAGUCAACCAGUCAACCAGUCAACUAUUGACUCCUCCGCCUCCCACCUACGGAGUACAGUACAUAUAAAGAUUCGACUUUGGCACCAAUUUCCCCCAUCACGCCGGAUUUAUUGUUCCUCCGUGACUCUCUCCACCACCACCACGCGUACCUGCACUACUUGCUACUACUUGCGCUUGCACUCGCGCUUGCCCGUUCAUUGCAAUUUGACGCGUCCUGUUACCUCACACGUGAUCAUCGAAUCACACCAGAUCCCCAAGACAAUUUUCCACGUGCAGAAAAGCAGCCAGGCCCCAAAGUUCCAAGCCCCAACCUCUAAUCCCUCGAUUCGAGUCGCGACUUUUCUGGCCUCAGCAGCUAUUUCUCCCGAUCAAUCAGUCUCUUUGUGGGUCGAAAUGUCGUCGCACAUACGGAAAAUCCAUCGAAUGACAUAGGACCGGAACAUCAUACCCUGGUCCAUUCCAAUUCCAAUCCUAGUACCCAAUCUGCAGCCGGGGGAGCACCAAUAUUCACUACAUAGCACGUCCCCCAAGCAAUGACUGGCCGACACGAUCCUAGCGAGAGUCACGACUACCGGCCAAAAAGCCCAGACUUGAGCCAAUUCACACAACCUCUCCCACCUCCCGCUCGAUUAUCUCGAAUUCCAUCAAAUCCAUAUCCUGUCAACACCGGCCAUCCUGUUGACUCUUCUCAUCCCUCUUCUGGUAUUCCUGGAUAUUCUUUCUCCCCUCGAGGCUCCUACGACGCUUCACCCUAUUUCUCCCCUCAGACCACCUCGCCUUCAUCGUAUUUUCCCAAACCCCACGCCCCACCACCACAGCAGCAACAACAACAACAACACUAUUCGCCCCAGUCAUUUCGAACUCCAAAUCAGCCCCAAUUUCAACCACCUCAACCUCAACCUCAACUACAAUCACAAGCAUCAGGUCGAUAUUUUAACCAACAACCCCCCGAAUACUCUUCUCAUCAGGACUCUAGAUCAUAUCCACAAGGGUAUCAGUCUAACAUAGCUCUUCAUCACCAAGAAUUCCAAUACCCUCCCCAACAAGCCUUGACUUACACGCAACCCGGUGGUCAAUACGACGAUAUGGCCCGCACAAGAUCAAGUCGAAAUACCAACGACGCUGACUAUAGGCCCACUGCUCAAGCACCACCCCCCAUCAAGUCGGAACCUAUCCAACAGAUGCAGCCUCAAGCACCGCCUGCUCCAAUGGAUCCGACGCUGGGUAUCGAUGUCCGAACCAAAUUUCCCGUUGCUCGCAUCAAGCGAAUCAUGCAGGCGGAUGAAGACGUGGGCAAGGUCGCCCAGGCCACUCCCACGGCAGUUUCAAAGGCGUUGGAGCUCUUCAUGAUUGCUCUAGUAAGCAAGGGAGCCGAGGAAGCUAGAGCUAGCCAUUCGAAACGUGUGACGGCACAACAUCUCAAGACUGCGUUGAUGAACGAUGGCCAGUUUGACUUUCUCACUGACAUCUGUGAAAAUAUCCCCGAGGAAGGGUCGAAGAAAGGGCGUGCCAAGUCCGAGCCCAGAACCGAUAGUGACGAAGAAGGGCUUCCCAAAAAGAAACCAAAGGGAUCCAAGAAGAAGAAAGCCGACACCGACGACGACACCGACUGAAAUCAUCAUUGCGAUCCUUGCAUGCAUUCCUGGAUUGCACGACCUAUUCUUGUAUGAGAUAAGAGGAUAUCUCGGCUUGACGAAUUUUAUCAUCAAAUCUAUCCAGCAAUAACGGUGACAGAACAGCAAGCUGGACGCAUAAGCGUUGGUCCUGAUCCUCCACUUCAAUGAACAGAAAGCUGUCAAGCUGCCGCACACUUUCCCCGCAAAAGCCCGUUAUCCAUACACAUGUGAAAGAGCAUUAAUCGCGCCAUGGCCAUGGGGCUUGCUUGAGGACCGCGAGCAUAAUUAUCAGGCCAAAGAAACUGGUAACACCGACGGCAAUCCAUCCCACUGUCGGAGAGUACGCCACCACAACCAAGCCUAGAAUGAUGAAGGCGCCAAUAACGAGUCCACCCAUGAAGGCACUGGCCGUCACCGCAUACAUUUGUACAGCCCAUCGGCUUGUUCUUCCGUUAUAUCCAUCCCAAUCUGCAACCCAACGCUUUUUGUAGAAGGUCAGCAAGGUGGAACCAAGUGAGCCAAAUGCCAUGGCAAGAAGGAACAACAACCAGCUGACUGCCAGAAAUGAGUGAAUCUCGUCCAAGGAGAAGGUCGGGUUGAGGGCUCUGGGAGCCUGGACGUUGCUGGAGAGCACGUAGGAAAAGGUGACACUUGUGCCGAGAGUACUGAUGCCGACGAUGGUCGCGAAUAGGCCAUUGAAGAAGGAUGCUACUGAGGCUCCCGAGUGGGUCGUCAUGGGUUCGAUGCGACUGAGAGUGUGACCAUUCUCUGAGAAAAAUCCUGUAUUCGUGGGGUACUGCUGGUUCUCUAGGCCAAUCUUGCCCUGGUUGGCCUGUUGCUGAGACAUAGAAUAAUCCAUAUUCUAAUGAUUGGUGCUUCGUGCUCCGGCCGC
This is a messenger RNA of Exophiala mesophila, 2518 nucleotides long. RefSeq lists its product as uncharacterized. The transcript has 2 exons. The coding region runs from base 544 to 1623 and encodes 359 amino acids. Gene Ontology annotation, molecular function: protein heterodimerization activity; transcription corepressor activity; transcription coactivator activity. Gene Ontology annotation, biological process: positive regulation of transcription by RNA polymerase II; transcription by RNA polymerase II; negative regulation of transcription by RNA polymerase II. Lineage: Eukaryota; Fungi; Ascomycota; Eurotiomycetes; Chaetothyriales; Herpotrichiellaceae. The record is from RefSeq and is a predicted model, not a curated record. Gene Ontology annotation, cellular component: negative cofactor 2 complex; nucleus.